GGACCAAGGUGUGUUGCUUAUACUAAUGAGCCAUGCUGAAGGUGGUCGGAGCCUCGUGGCUGCAAACUCGCAUUUCCACAUACAUACUUGGCGCCGUUGCCCUCCUGGGCAUAGGGGCCAUCAUCCUUGGCGAGUUUGGGCAUGUUGAGAACGAUGGUACGUACGCGGCAACUGUUACCUGGAAACAGAAUGGAGCAUACAGAAUAGAUUUUUGGGGACAAGGAAAUGAUCUGGAAGCUAUUCCAACUGGCGCUGCUCGUGCAUAUUAUAGAACCGGAAUACACCAUACAGGCUGGUCAGUCAUCGAGAUAAAAUCUUCUGAAGAUUAUCCAGAUACGGUUCAGGCAUACUCCACCGGCCUUCUGGAGGGUAGCUUGACUUGGCAGUUAAUUCAUCACCAUUGGCAUAACACAAUUGAAGCGCCAUGCUCCACACAAGAAUCGAUGUGUGAAAAAAUUCGUCACCAUCUUAAAGAAAAUCGGGAAUACCAUCGAAAACGUGCUGAAGUAUUGGCAGCCAAGGAUCCGUACUGGCACAUGGUAAGUUUGUUCUACACUCAACUUGCUGGGAUGGAAGCUGGCUGGAAGUUUGCCGUUCGUCGCAGUAGAAAGACAGUGGAAAUUCCAUCUGAAGAUUUUCUGUGGCUUGCCAUGGCAUCUGAUCUGCCGUAUCUUGAAGACACCGACAAUAAAUCGAAAGUCAAUGCAGAUCUUGCAGGAAUGGCCUUUCUCAAGUUGUUCAACAAAACCAAUGGAGAACCCCAGAUCACAUUGGCACACAACACCGCAGCACCAUAUGGCAAAAUGUUGAGGCUUCUCAAAAGAUACGAUUUAGGGUACCAUCUUUCCCCAUCCGAAAAUUCUCAGGUGGUACCUGGUCGAUCGAUCGUCAUGACAUCAUAUCCUGGAGCAUUGUCAUCACAGGAUGAAUAUUUCAUUAUUGAGAAUGCAGGUCGAGAACUUUUAGUAGCGGGAACACCUCUGGCGAUUGGUGAUCAUGGUAUUUGGAGUCAGCCGAUUCUGAAAAAUCAGUUAAUGCUUGCAGUGCGGGUGAUGUCAGCAAAUCGUCUUGCUACCGACGGUCUUACUUGGUCCCGACAUUUGGCGCUUUACAACGGUGGAACAGCGAGCCGUCAAUGGUUAGCUGUUGAUCCGCGGCUAAACUCAGUUUGGCUGGUUGAACAGCUUCCAAGCAUAACACAUGCUGUUGACUAUUCAAAGGACUUUGUUAAUGUUGGCUUUGUGUCCUGCACUGGGGCGCCGAUGUUUAAGGAAAUUCGCCAGGUCGCUGGUGUUUCACGUGAUGCUGCCAGCGUUAGGAGUAAUGAGAUUGCAAGGCAACUGGCAAAUAUAACGACAGCAAGCGAAAUCGCUGACCUAAUGCACGGUCACGUUCCAGACGCCCAUGCUGCUUUUAACAACUUUAGCAUGACAUCGGGUACCGAUCUAGUAGAAAUUUUCGCUUUCAGAGGUGAUCUCUAUGCCCAACCGUUCCCUGUUGGUGUUAUCGACGCUAAAAUUGUCACAGCUGGCAUAGAUGGAAUUGAGAACUUCCAGGUUUAUUCAGGGCCAAAUUUUUCUAACAAAAUUCCGGCGUUUAAUUGGACUAGAACAUUUCCAAACGAGCCUCACUGUGGUCAUCCAGAAACCUUCAACUUUGGCAUGACAACUCCAAAGUGGGUUUGGGUGUAAUGUAUUCUUGCUACCAUAAUCAGUUACAAUCCAUUGUCCCCAAAUUAAAACCUUAUGUAUGUAUUCAUUAUUUCAGCAGUUUUGUUCAUCUUUAUUCAUAUUGCAGUAAGAUCCUGCUGACAUUGGUAAAAAAUUAAAGAAAAAUUGACAGUAAGUAGAAAAGGGGGAAACCAGUUUUUUUUUUUUUUUUUUUGCUGAGCAUUUUGUAUUGUAUCGAAUUUAGAUUGGCUCAAAAGCGACUCACCUAGGUGACUUGGAAAUUCUAUGAAUUUAAAAAUAAAAAAUUUACUUCGGU
Messenger RNA from Neodiprion virginianus, 1986 nucleotides. RefSeq names its product putative phospholipase B-like lamina ancestor (gene lama). The record is from RefSeq and is a predicted model, not a curated record. Gene Ontology annotation, biological process: phospholipid catabolic process. Gene Ontology annotation, cellular component: extracellular region. Gene Ontology annotation, molecular function: glycerophospholipase activity. Bases 33 to 1691 code for a protein of 552 amino acids. NCBI's taxonomy places the organism in Eukaryota, Metazoa, Arthropoda, Insecta, Hymenoptera, Diprionidae. The transcript has 6 exons.